Sitophilus oryzae (rice weevil) is the source of this 1318-nucleotide messenger RNA. It is a transcript of the gene Fibp, whose product is annotated as acidic fibroblast growth factor intracellular-binding protein. Gene Ontology annotation, cellular component: nucleus. The transcript is spliced from 6 exons. The record is from RefSeq and is a predicted model, not a curated record. The coding region runs from base 166 to 1236 and encodes 356 amino acids. NCBI's taxonomy places the organism in Eukaryota, Metazoa, Arthropoda, Insecta, Coleoptera, Curculionidae.
AAACUAUCCAAAAUGAAAAUCGCAAUCUCCAAAAUGACGUUUGCUCGUGUAUUCUGUGGAUUCCGCUCUCGAGAGCCCAAGACCGUCUUGGCGUCUCGAGAUGCAACUAUAAAUACCAGCCUUAGAAUCUUUUAUUUUUGAUGAAUUCAGUAUUUUCCAAAUAAAAUGACUGAAGUAGAUGUUUUCAUUAGUAAUUAUACUCUAGUCGAUCCUGAAAUAUAUCAGUUAUGGAUUGAAGGCAAUACUGCCAGUGAAGCUGUUGCUAUACUUGAUAAGAAAGGACUGGGUAAGAAAACAGGAGCAUCUUUAGAACUUAUUGCCAGCGAUGUAUUAGAUCAUUUUCGAACUUAUUCACUACUUGAAAAAUUAUUAAGUUAUCCUAAUAAAUUACAAGAGCAAUCUGCGUUUCAAAUAGAGCCCCAUACUAGACAGUUACUUAUUGAAAAAUAUUACGAAUUUGACGAUGAUGUUGUUAGAGAAUUACUCGGUAAAAAAUUAAGCUCCAAAAAUCGAAGAGAUUUAGAUGAAGUAUCUGAAAAGACAGGAAAGCCAUUAAAAUCUUGUCGAAGGCAAUUUGACAAUAUCAAAAGAGUUUACAAGGCUGUUGAAGAAAUGCCUGGCUCAAAAGUUGAAAAUAUAAAAAACUCGUUUCAUUUAUCCGAAGACCUUGCAAGAAAAUAUGCUAGUAUUGUAUUUUUAGCAUCGAUACGGUUUGAAACUUCAAAAAAGAAACUUCAAUCCAUGACGUUUCCUGCUUGGAAAAAGUGUUGUGAAGUUAUCAUGGACCACUGGACCUAUAAAUUAGUAAAUACUGAAUGUUAUGACAUAGAAAUGGAUAAGGAGUUUUUAAUUGAAUUAAGGGACUUAAAAAUUUUACUAGAAAGGGAAAAGGACCACAAGCAACUAGUUUGUCUUACUUUAAAACCAAGGUUACUCCAGAAGAGUUAUUCUGAACUUGAUAGUAAUUUUAAAAAAUAUACAGCAGCUAUUAUAACUCUGGCUUCAACAUUACAUCGAUCAAGAGAUAUGAAAAAUUUAUUUGUUGAGUUUUCUCAAAUUUUAGACUUAUUUAAAACAGGAAAUUGGUCAGCACAUGAUUUACAAGAAUUUUUUAAUGCAUAUACAUCUUGUGCAUUAGAUUUAGAUAUUUUAAGAAAGAACACGGAAUUGAAAACUUGUUGGGAGAAAUUUAUGAAAGUCAUUGGUGUAUGUAUGGUUGUCAUGUACUCCACAUAAUUGUGUAAAUUAUUAUUGUGUAAUUUUUGUGUAUUAUAACUGAUCUAUCUUUAAAAAUAUUUUAAUAUAAUUUUAACAGUUA